AAUUGAAUUCUAGAAGGACAACUCGUAAAUAUUUUCUUCUGAAAAAAAUUGAAACUUGAAAAACUCGAAAAAAAAAGUUAUGAAAAUAUGAGAAAUUGUAAACUAUCAAUAUCUUUGUUGACAUUUGUUUUAGUGCAAUGUCUCGCAAAUCUCGACAAUCCAACAGCCGACAGCGGCAUAUUUAUGGAAGAUUUGUGUCUAAAUGUGAAAAAUCACGUAAAAUUGGCAAAUCCUUUCGAUAAAUUGGGAUAUUUUGAAUGUGUCAAUGGCGAAACAAUCGAAAAAGUUUGUCCCGGCAAGAGAGAAUUUAAUUUGAAAUUGCAAAGAUGCGGAUCUAAAGGUACAAGCGUGAAACCAACGUCUAAAUUAACAUUGAAGGAAAAACUAAAAAUGCGAAAACAAUCAACUUUGGCUUCGAAAUAUCAAUCGAUCAAGGCAAAACCGGCAAUUAAGAAUUUUUCUGCAGUUACUGUUAAGCCCAAACGUUUCAUCCGAGAGGUUAGAAAUUCAGAAGAACUCACUCAAUGCGUGAAUCAAGACAACUGGAAACUUCUGCCACACGAAAAUAAUUGCCGCAAAUAUUAUCUGUGUGUUAAUGAGGUCACGUAUCCGCAGCAAUGUUCACGCGGUGAAUGGUUCGAUGAUGAGCGACAGGGUUGCGUGCCUCAACGUGAAUCACGUUGCACACACAAAGCGCCCGAAAAUUACUGCGAAGGUGUUCCAAACUUCUUCAAGCUCGAAAGUCCCGAUUUUUGCGAAGAUUACUUCAUGUGUGUCAAUGAUAUUUCCUACUUCUAUCGGUGCGAUAACGGCGAAUGGUUUGACCAGAAAAAUCAACGAUGUGACUCGCCUGAUAAUGUCGAUUGUAUUAUUUAUAAUCCUCCGUCGCCGCCCGAUGAUUUGUGUGACAAAGUGCCAAAUUUUAAAUACGUUGCAAGUCCUUAUAGUUGUUCUCAUUAUUAUCAAUGCAUCUUACAAAGACCCUAUUUCAAGAAGUGUCCCGAAGGAUAUUGGUUCGACAACGAUAAACAAUCUUGUAGAGACAAACAUGAGGUAGAAUGCACACUCCCUCAGCAAUAAAUAUUUUUUUAUGGCAAAUUUGAACUAAACUGAC
This is a messenger RNA of Culicoides brevitarsis, 1114 nucleotides long. RefSeq names its product peritrophin-48-like. Lineage: Eukaryota; Metazoa; Arthropoda; Insecta; Diptera; Ceratopogonidae. The coding region runs from base 88 to 1080 and encodes 330 amino acids. The transcript is spliced from 4 exons. Gene Ontology annotation, molecular function: chitin binding. The record is from RefSeq and is a predicted model, not a curated record. Gene Ontology annotation, cellular component: extracellular region.